Messenger RNA from Ipomoea nil (Japanese morning glory), 1785 nucleotides. Its product is annotated as ATP-dependent DNA helicase pif1-like. The coding region runs from base 1 to 1785 and encodes 594 amino acids. NCBI's taxonomy places the organism in Eukaryota, Viridiplantae, Streptophyta, Magnoliopsida, Solanales, Convolvulaceae. The transcript is spliced from 2 exons. Gene Ontology annotation, biological process: telomere maintenance; DNA repair. The record is from RefSeq and is a predicted model, not a curated record. Gene Ontology annotation, molecular function: DNA helicase activity.
AUGCCAUUGCUUAAAGACCAGAUCUUCUAUGGCCGGCGAUUCAUGCUAUCAUGCGCCAUUUUUCGGGCCUACAACGGGUGGCUCGGUUCCGGCGGCGGCAAGCCAGUGAUCGGAGAUGAUGCGUGGACCAUCGAUGCGGUUGUGCGAGGCGGCAACGAAGCAUAUCAAGGAGAGGCAGAGCAAUUGGGGCUACCUGAAGCCUAUCGUCAGGCUAGAUCUUAUUUGGAACUUAGCUUUGAUCAUAGUUUUUAUUUCUGCAUGUUGGAAAAUAUAACAACUGAGUUGUCGUACGAUUCGGAACAGUUGAAGGCAGAUUCUGAGGUCCUUUGUGCCAAACUAACUGAAGAACAAGGUCUCAUAUAUGAUACUGUUAUCAAAGAUAUUGAGAACAAGAAGGGUGGCUUAUUUUUUGUUUAUGGUUAUGGUGGAACAGGAAAGAUUUUCCUGUGGAGAGCGUUAUCAGCUGCAGUCAGAUGCAAAGGACAAAUCGUUUUAAAUGUCGCUUCAAGUGGCAUAGCUUCUUUGUUGCUACCAGGUGGCCGGACUGCACACUCGAGGUUUGCAAUACCUAUUGCAAUAAAUGAGGACUCUACCUGUAACAUUAAGCAAGGUAGCGACCUGGCUGAGUUGCUGAUCAAGACGAGCUUGAUAAUUUGGGAUGAAGCUCCCAUGAUGCAUAAACAUUGCUUUGAAGCUUUAGAUAGAACCAUGCGCGGUUUGUUGCGUUUUGUAGAACCUAAUAGUGAAAUGAAGACGUUUGGUGGUAAAACAGUUGUACUGGGUGGAGAUUUCCGUCAAAUUCUUCCAGUAAUUCCCAAAGGUACACGACAAGACAUUGUUUCUUCAGCGAUCAAUUCAUCAUACCUAUGGGAUACUUGCAAAGUCUUAAGGUUGACUAAAAACCUCAGGCUCAGCUCGGUACCAAAUGGUGGAAACCGGCAUGCAUUACAAGAGUUUGCUGACUGGAUUGCCAAUAUUGGCGAUGGGAAGCUUGGUGGCCAGAAUAACGGGUUUGCAGAAAUUGAAAUACCAACGCACAUGUUAGUAUCAUCCGGGGGGGACGACAUUAAAGCAAUUGUGCACAGUACAUUUCCUAUGUUUGCAAGUGGGAACACUGACCCCGAGCACCUGUUGGGUCGUGCCAUAUUAGCACCGACGCUCGACGUUGUCAACGCUGUUAAUGACUAUAUGACUGAGUUGCACAAUGCCGAAAGUAGGUCAUACUAUAGUUCAGACGCAGUAUGCAAAGCCGAUGGCGAUAACGGUAUAUUUGGAGACGUACACACACCGGAGUUUCUAAAUAGCAUUCGGGUUUCAGGUCUACCAAAUCAUACACUGACCUUGAAAAUCGGAUCACCAGUAAUGUUAAUGAGAAAUAUUGACCAUUUACUUGGUUUGUGCAAUGGAACUCGGUUGAUAAUCACAAAGCUAGCAGAUCAUGUGAUUGAAGGCGAGAUCCUGACUGGUCCCAACAAAGGUACAAAAGUGUUAAUCCCCCGAAUGUCAAUGGCACCCUCGGAUCCAAGAUUGCCGUUCAAGUUUCAACGAAGGCAAUUCCCAUUGAUGCUUUCAUAUGCGAUGACCAUAAACAAAAGUCAAGGCCAAACGUUGACCCAUGUAGGUUUAGUACUAAAGAAACCGGUUUUUGUACACGGUCAGUUGUACGUAGCUGCAUCUCGGGUUAAUAAUCCAGACGGUCUCAAAAUAUUGAUAGCAAAAGACUCAAGUUCAACUACAACCUCAACCACUAAUGUUGUAUAUCAUGAAGUUUUCAAUAAUUUGUAG